Cuscuta epithymum is the source of this 4075-nucleotide messenger RNA. Lineage: Eukaryota; Viridiplantae; Streptophyta; Magnoliopsida; Solanales; Convolvulaceae. The record is from the annotation of a GenBank genome assembly.
GAGAAAAUGGGAGGAAGCUAGCUAGUUUAAAUAAGUAGCUUAAAUAAUCAGCUAGCAAAUUACAGAAACUGGAAGAAUUAAAGCUUAGUUGAGAAUGGGCGGUAGAUUAUUAUUGUUAAGGUCGUCCUCUGAAGCCGCGGCAAUGGCAGUGGGGGUGAGUUGCUGCUUGCUUGUGGUGGCGAUGAGUGGGGCUGCUGCUGCCAGUAAAUGCGUUGAUGCGGAGAGGGAAGUGCUCCUCAAGUUCAAGCACAACGUUCUUGACGAGAAGGACAAGCUACGUUCCUGGGGCAACCACAGUGAUGAAGAUUGCUGCCGCAGCUGGGAGGGGGUUUGGUGUGAUAAAGCUACUGGCCAUGUCAUCCGGAUCCAUCUUUUUAAUAUGUCUCUGUCCGCGAAAGAUGGUGGGAAGUAUAGCAACAGCCUUCCAUUCUUUGAGCUCCGCUAUUUGAAGUAUUUGGAUCUUAGCCUUAACAAUUACUUGCUGGAAAACCAGAGCAUCUCAUCAAUGAUUGGGAACAACUAUAACGGUAGUAACAGUAUGAUUUCCCUUCAGCAUCUGGGUCUUCGUGGCACCGGAAUCGUUGGCACCAUUCCUGAGAAUUUAGUAAACAUCAUGCCCGCCCUUACGGACCUUGAUCUCUGCGGAAAUGGUUUAGAAGGUUUCAUUCCUGAAAGUCUUGGAAAAGGCAUGCCUACCCUUGCCAACCUUUAUCUCUGUUCGAAUUAUUUACAAGGCACCAUCCCUGAAAGUUUUGGAAACGGCAUGCCUGCCCUUACAUGGCUUGAUCUCAGCUUUAAUAAGUUACAAGGCAACAUUCCUGAAAACUUUGGAAACAACCUGUGUGCCCUCACAUAUCUCGACCUGUGAGAGAAUCAGUUGGAAGGUCACAUUCCUGAAGCUCUAGGAAAUAUGUCUGUCCUUGAAUUCCUUGAGCUUGGGGGGAAUAGACUUGAAGGAGAAAUCCCCAAAUCCUUGUGGAACAUAUGCACUUUGCAAAGCCUGUCCUUGGAAUCCAACCAUCUUAAUGAAAGCCUAUACAUAACCACAAUAUGCCCAAAUCACCCUUUGCAGGAGUUAUACUUAUACGACAACCCAUUCACAGGGCUCUUUCCCAAUCUUACGAUUUUCUCCUGUUUGGAGUCAUUAUAUUUUUCAAAUACCCUCAUAGAUGGGGUCAUUUCUGAACAUCACUUUGCUAAUCUCUCUUACCUAACUUACCUGGACCUAUCUUCAAACACUUUCACUUUUAACGUCUCCUCCACUUGGCUCCCUCCUUUCAACUUGAAAAAGAUACACCUUAGUUCUUGUAAGUUGGGACCCGAGUUUCCGAGUUGGCUUCGAACUCAAACCAACUGUAAGGUGCUUGACAUUUCCAAUAACGCCAUCUCGGAUUCAAUCCCCACCUGGUUUUGGAAUACAAUCACUAGCUUUGUGGAAAUUAAUGUUUCUAACAAUGGAAUCAAGGGAAUAAUUGGUAUUGAUGCUCAAGCUUCAAUCCGCAGUGGUAUGCUAGAUAUGCGUUACAAUCAAUUAGAAGGUGCCAUUCCACCCUUUUUCUUCAAUGUGAGAGCACUGUACCUUUCUCAUAAUAACUUCACUGACCUCAACUCCCUAUGUGAUGUCAACGUAUUUUCUCCUUUACGGCUUUUGAAUAUCUCAUUCAAUCAACUUUCAGGAACACUUCCAAAUUGCUGGUCAAGAUUGUCUCAUCUGCAAGUUCUGAAUCUGGGAAAAAAUCACAAUCUCUCAGGGACUCUUCCAACUUCCAUUGGUUCAUUGGCUUCCCUGGAGGCAUUGCAUCUUGACCAUAACAAAUUUACAGGCGCUCUACCUUCAUCCAUCAAAAACUGUUCUCGCUUGAUAUCUUUACACCUGGGACACAACAGCUUGUUUGGACCAAUACCAGAUUGGGUGGGUGAAAGUAUAACACAACUUUCGAUACUUGUGCUAACAUCCAACAACUUCAAUGCAAAUGUACCCACCACUCUCUGCCGUCUCCAGUCUCUUCAGCUGUUAGACUUGUCCCUGAACCACCUCUCAGGGACUAUUCCCAAAUGUAUUUCUAAUCUCACUCAAAUGAUGAACAUAACAUUAGGCAUUCCCACCAUUUCUUAUGAGUUCUCAUUCACUCUCACUAUUUUAAAUCAAACAUGGCAUGCAGAGGCUACAGAAGAUGACAAAAUAGAGGUUACAUGGAAAGGUGCUGUCUUUGAAUUUGGAAGUAGAUUAAGAGACGUAAAGAGCAUUGAUCUAUCAUCCAACAUGUUGAGUGGUGAAAUUCCAACUGAAAUCACAUCACUUGUUGCGUUAGUUUCUUUGAACUUAUCACGAAACAAUCUACAGGGACACAUUCCUCUCAGGAUUGGUAACUUGGCACAAUUGAAUUUUCUUGAUUUGUCUAGUAACCAUUUGUCUGGUAGCAUUCCUCCAAGCAUUGCCCUGAUUGAUGACAUAGGCGUUCUUAAUCUUUCCAACAAUAAGUUAUCUGGAAAAAUUCCCAAAGGCACACAACUUCAGAGCUUUGAUGCAAGUGCAUACAUGGGGAAUCCUGCGCUAUGUGGAGAUCCACUCCCUAACAGCUGUUCAGGAGAAGAAUCAACUAGUCCUCCUCAUCAAUUCAGUGAAUAAGGAGCUUCUAAUAGAGAAGAAGAGGAUAAACUUAUUGCCGGUGAUUUUUAUGCAAGCAUAGGUGUCGGAUAUGCGAUUGGAUUCUUGGGAGUUCUUGGGACAAUGCUAUUCAACAGGUCCUGUAGCUUUGCAUUUUUCAAAGUCCUUGAAAACUUUGCUAAUUGGACUUAUGUUGUGGUCACAAUGCACAAGGCUAAGUUCAUGAGAUCAGUUGGUGGUUAACAGGCCAGUGUAAAUACCCUCCCUCCAUAUUUAAAAGCUGAAAAGGGUAUCAUUUCAUGUUAUUUCAAUAUUUAUGGUUUGUUUUCCGAAAUUUCUACUGCAUAUUCUUUUUUUAUGCGCUCUAUGUCAGUUUUCCUAUGUUUUGUGUAUUUUAAUAACCUAAUGGGAAUGUUUCGGCUUGGAUACUGGUCGCUGUUAAUUAGCUUUGUAGGAUUAAAGUACACCUUUUGCGGCAGUGAGAUUUAUCUUUUAUGAUUAUAACCUUUUUGUUUCGGAUCUGUUUAUUUAACAAGCUAUACUUGAGAAGGUUGUUAAUGUUUAAAACUAUUAAGAUGACUUUACCUCUUACUCCUGAAACCCCCAAACAAGUUAAUGCAGAGCUUAAUGGGCACUGCUAAAAGUGUGUUUUGGAGCGGUAAGUCAAUUGAAAUUUUAGAAACAUUCUAUUUGGAUGGAUAUAAAAAAGUCUCUUUGCUAACUCUAGUAUAUUUAUUGUGUAUUUUUUUAUAGUAUGUAUUACAACGCAAAACUGUCAUGAUAUGUAUUUUCCAAAAGAAGAAGAUAGUGUUACAACGCAAUUCUGUAGUUUUCUUUUCUUUUUGUGAAGAUGGUGUCUGUUUGAUAUUAUGGGAGGUUGUUUUGCUGGCAGUACUUAAUAUUAGUAGAAGUUGAGAUUGAACUUUUUGGCCACAUGAUAAAAUCCUAGGCGGUCAUGUUAGAUUAAGAAUUUUUCUUCCAAAUUGGACCUUUCUUUUCUUUUCUCUUCUUGGUGUUCUCCAGUUUGUGUUCCUAUUUCUGAUAAUGUUUUCCAUUUCCUUCUCUUUUUCAGGUUUAGAGCUUUAGAUAGUUACCAGUUGUGGAAGAGUUUGGAAUUACAGGGGAAAAAGAAAUUGGAGUAUUAAAACAGCUCAUGAUGCAGCAAGUUUGAUUGAGGAGGUGGAUCUCAUACAAUCAUAUAUAUAGACAAUAAAGUUUAAUUUCCAUUUUCUUAUCUAGGUGUAUUAAAAACAUAAUCUCCAUGAGUCUUAUUGGCUGCUUAUGGUAAUCGUGAUCUGUUAAAUUAAGAAGGGAAGAGGGGCAAUUACCUUUUUUGUCCGGCUAACAAAAAAGGUCAAAUAAGCCCUUAUAUAAGAGAUUCUGUCCGGCCGUCGCCAUUUGGAUCAGUUCCCGGUGUACUUUUUUUAUGAAAUUUUUUGAGCAUCUUAUUCAUUAAGUCUAGUUUAC